AUCACCCGCCUUAUCAAAACUAUUAGUGUUCUCUUACACAAUACACAUUCUCAUUAGUUUCCACUAUGGUUCGUGUUGUUUCGAAAACUUUUGAUGAAUCUAUUAUAAAAAAUGUCUAUGUACACAAAAACGCUGUAGACGCUCAGGUGCAGGCAAUAAUUGCCAAUAAUCCAGUGUAUAAACCGAAAACAUUGGCCAGCUGGUUGGUGAAGACUGUUAUGGUCAUUGACCUCACCACACUUGCGGGUGAUGACACUAGGUCAAACGUUACAAGACUAUGUGUAAAGGCAGCAAAUCCUCUGUCACCUGAAGUUUUACAAAAGCUGGGACUACAAAAAGGCAAAGUGAGAACUGCUGCAGUAUGUGUCUACCCCAGCAGAGUUGCAGAUGCACAUGGUGUCAUUCAGCGAAUGGGCGUUGUGAAGGAAAUUCAAAUUGCUUCAGUUGCGACAGGCUUUCCAUCUGGCCUAUAUCCUCUCUCCUCGAGACUUCUAGAGAUCAAACUGGCUAUAGCAGACGGGGCCAAUGAAAUUGACGUAGUGCUAGACCGUAGUUUAGUGCUCUCUGGCAAAUGGGAUGUCCUAUUUGAUGAAGUUCUUCAAAUGCGAAGGGCUUGUGAUGGUGCUCAUAUGAAAGUCAUUUUAGGCGUUGGUGAACUGGGAACAUAUGAUAAUGUGUACAAAGCGUCAAUGGUGUCAAUGUUAGCGGGAGCUGAUUUCAUCAAGACUUCGACAGGGAAAGAAGCAGUCAACGCUACGUUGCCGAUCGGGCUCGUCAUGUGCAGAGCCAUUAGAAAAUACUAUCAGAUGACUGGUUUCAAAGUGGGGCUAAAACCAGCAGGCGGUAUAAAGACAGCUCAAGACGCCGUCAACUGGCUGAUUCUCGUUCACAGCGAACUGGGUCCUGAGUGGCUCUCUCCAAAGUUAUUCCGCAUCGGUGCUUCCAGUUUACUCGAUGUAAUUGAAGAUCAUUUGCUCAAAAAUGACACUAAGCUCGUUUAGAAAAACAGCAAUGAAUAGUUAAGGCAUAUUUUGUUGUGUAUUUUGGUUAUACGUAAAGUAAUAGAUCAGUGAAUAAAUUUAAUUCACAAACAGGAAUUUAAUCGAUAAAAUAAUUGUCGAAAAUGCAUUGAUAUUGUUAUUCUACAAGUAGCUAAUAUAUAUUUCUAUAAUAAUUGUAUAUGUAACAUUUAAAAAAAAGUUACGUGGUGAACCACAUACCAUACUGUCACUUUUUUUCACUGCAAAUUUCAACAAACCAUUUUGACAGAUCUAUUUUUUUCUUAUUUAAAAGUUUUAUAAAUAUAGUCAGUUAAAAAAAAUACUUACUAUUUUUAU
Molecule: messenger RNA, 1337 nt
Organism: Hyposmocoma kahamanoa
Lineage: Eukaryota; Metazoa; Arthropoda; Insecta; Lepidoptera; Cosmopterigidae
Gene: Dera
Product: deoxyribose-phosphate aldolase
Exons: 6
Coding region: 66-1001 (311 amino acids)
Biological process (GO): carbohydrate catabolic process; deoxyribonucleotide catabolic process
Cellular component (GO): cytoplasm
Molecular function (GO): deoxyribose-phosphate aldolase activity
Source: RefSeq, a predicted model, not a curated record